AUGGAAAAGCCCAUUCUGUCCUUACAUCCACCUUGGACCACAAUCUUUAAGGGGGAGCGAGUAAUCCUGAGAUGUGAUGGGUAUCAACCCUUGCUCUUGGAGCCUCGGCCAAUCAAUACAUUGUGGUAUCUGGGGCACCAACUACUGCCUUCACACAAGAAGACCAUUGAGGUGCAGACACCAGGGAUAUAUCGAUGCCAGACCCGAGGGGCUCCUGUCAGUGACCCAAUUCACCUCUCUAUGUCAAAUGAUUGGCUGAUCCUACAGGUUCCCUAUGCCAUGGUGUUCGAAGGUGAACCACUAGUGAUACGCUGCCGGGGAUGGUAUGAUAAAGUUAUCUACAAGCUUCACUACUACAAGGAUGGUCAUGUCAUGCGCUACUUUCACUCUAGUGCCAACUACACAAUACCCCAAGCACGGGCCAGUGAUAGUGGACAGUACCAAUGCUCAGGAACCCUGCGUAUUCCAGUGGAGAGCACCCCAAUGUUCUCUGCCAAGGUGGUAGUUACCAUCCAAGAACUGUUUGCGUCCCCGGUGCUGAAAGUGGUGCCCAAGCCUGACUCUCGCAGUGGGGGCGGGGUGACCCUUCACUGUGAAACACGCCUGCACCCCCAGAAGCGGGACACGCCGCUGCAGUUCUCUUUCUACAAGUACAGCCGCCCGGUGCGCCGCUUUGACUGGGGAUCUGAGUACACCGUCCCGGAGACGGAGACUGAGGACCUGGAGUCCUACUGGUGCGAAUCUGCCACCGUGACCCGCAGCGUGCGCAAACGCAGCCCUUGGCUGCAACUCGCCGGGAGGGGUUCGUUCUCCAGCACGUCGUCCAUCACAACCCGAGCUCCUCAGCCAGCUGCCAUGUCCAGGAACCCCGUUUCAAAGCCCCUCUCUUUCAGAAAGCCUCCGGAACCCAGACUGGUGCCCUCGGGCACCUCUACCCCCAACUCCACCUUGACCAGGGCUCUUGCCUCAGUGCCAAGCAUUCCCACUGCUGGGCCCACUGCCUGUAGUCCUCUAACUUCCUUGGAGCAAUCUGCUUCCCCUUCGAAGCCCAACAUGGACCUGCUGCUUCAGGAAAUGCAGCAGCUCAAAAGCCUUCUGAGACAAGUGAUGCUAGAGUUAAAGGAGCCACAUAAAGUUUUGGGGCUCAAGGGGAUACCAAAGACACCAGCCUUAGAUGUAGGGGUGAGCCUAGUCACUCCACAGAUCACAGGAAGGGACUAAGGCAGGGGACAGUCUCCUCUCCACUAUUCAAGCUGGCUAACUUUAGGUGGGGUUUGGGGUUGAGGUUUCAUAGCUAUUAGAAUAGAACUUGAAACUUUUCAAUGAAUUCGAGGGCCUGGCCAAUUAAAUUCCAGUUUCCUCCCAUUGCAUCUAUUUUCAAACUCAUCUUCUAUAAGGAAGCUAUCUGUCUUACCAUUUGGUCCCUAGGUUUUAAAUAGUCACCAAGUAGGGGUCAGCUAGGUGGCUCAGCCGAUUGAGAGUCAGGCCCACAGACAGGUUCUGGGUUCAAAUUUGAAUUUAGACACUUCCUAAUUGUGUGACCCUGUGCAAGUCACUUAACCCUCAUUGCCUAGGCCUUACUGCUCUUCUGCCAUGGAAACAAUACACAGUAUUGAUUCUAAGGUGGAAGUAAGGGUUAAAAAACAAUAACAAUCACUAAGUAGUCUUGGUUGUCACCUAUUCUUUAGGUUACUAUUUACCUACACAAGUAGUAAGAACUUUGCUACCACAAGUUUUCUGCUUCCAACCCUCCUUCUUUCCAUUCACCAUCCUUUCCCUAUUAUUCUCCUUCAAGCCUCCCCCCCCCAAAUUAACAAUGUAUAAAUUGCUUCAUCUAAAUUCAUAGUUUGGAGUGAAAUUCCAGCUUGUUUAAAUUCUUGGCUUUCUACCAUGUUUUGUUUCAAUCACACUUCAGUGGAGGUAAAUUUUAGCACUAGUGGACACUUUAGAACCCUCUGUUGCUAGCAACAAGUUAUAAUUACAUAGUGAAUUCACCCUUGUUAUUAUUAAAAAGAUUUUUCAGUUCUGCUGUUGAGUCUUGAAAUCUC
Molecule: messenger RNA, 2048 nt
Organism: Monodelphis domestica (gray short-tailed opossum)
Lineage: Eukaryota; Metazoa; Chordata; Mammalia; Didelphimorphia; Didelphidae
Gene: FCRLB
Product: Fc receptor like B
Biological process (GO): cell surface receptor signaling pathway; immunoglobulin mediated immune response
Cellular component (GO): external side of plasma membrane
Molecular function (GO): transmembrane signaling receptor activity
Source: RefSeq, a predicted model, not a curated record